Messenger RNA from Talaromyces rugulosus, 1527 nucleotides. RefSeq lists its product as uncharacterized. The transcript is spliced from 2 exons. The record is from RefSeq and is a predicted model, not a curated record. NCBI's taxonomy places the organism in Eukaryota, Fungi, Ascomycota, Eurotiomycetes, Eurotiales, Trichocomaceae. Gene Ontology annotation, cellular component: membrane. Gene Ontology annotation, biological process: transmembrane transport. The coding region runs from base 1 to 1527 and encodes 508 amino acids. Gene Ontology annotation, molecular function: transmembrane transporter activity.
AUGGCAGGCAACACUGAAAGAGACUCUUUGGAUAUCAAAAAGGAUACAGCAACUUUAGAGUAUGUACCGUUGGAGGAUCCCUGGGGUUUCUCGCAAAGGUCUCAGGAAUGGCACCAAGCAUACAACAAAAAACUCCUUCGCAAGAUUGACUUGCGAAUGCUACCGUUGCUGGCCUAUAUGUUCUUGAUGAACUAUCUCGAUAGGAGCAAUCUUGCCCAAGCACAACUAGGCGGACUUAGCGAGGAUAUCGGCCUUCGUGGCACUCAAUUCAAUACGGCUACAUCGAUUUUGUUCGUUGGCUAUCUGCUCAUGCAGCUUCCAUCCAACCUCAUUUUCACUCGAUUGCGACCGGCAAUCUACUUACCAACUGUCAUGAUCAUCUGGGGGGUAAUAUCAGGUUGCCAGGCGGCUACAAACAGCUUUGGCGGACUUCUGGCGACAAGAUUCUUGCUUGGAUUUGCUGAGGCGCCUUAUUUCCCCGGUGCAGUCUAUUUGAUGUCAACCUGGUAUACACGCAGUGAGCUAUCCCAACGAUUCGCCUAUUUCUACGCCGGGCCUGCCUUGGCCAAUAUGUUCGGCGGACUAAUUGCUGCGGGAGUGCUACGUGAUAUGCAGGGAUACAAAGGCCUGCAGGCUUGGCGAUGGCUUUUUAUCAUCGAGGCCAUUAUGACUGUCUCUGUUGCCGCCUUUGCCUUCUUCGUGCUCCCUAACUUUCCCCAUACAACGACAUGGCUGAGCGAAGAGGAGCGUGCUUAUGCUGCUUGGCGGAUUGCAUCUGACAUAGGUGAAGCCAGCGAGCACGAUGCCGAGGAAGAACAAACGAAAAAAUCCUUGUUUCAUGCUGCUAAACUAGCGAUCAUGGACUACCGCACUUGGGUCUUCGUUUUGAUGCAACAUUGUGUGCUACUCUCGCAGACGGUGACUUUCUUUUUCCCAUCCGUGGUAACCACACUAGGGUACGACAACAUAAAAACCCUGCUACUCACUGCGCCCGUCUGGGUAGCAACUUUCCUGCUGAAUAUGUUUGUUCUAUGGUCCGCUUCUCGGACAAACGAACGCUGUCUGCAUCUGUGUCUGUCAAUGCUUCUCACCAUCAUUGGCAAUAUCAUGCUCAUCACCAUCCAUCUCCGAGGCCCACGCUUCCUUGGAAUGUUCUUUAUGGCAAUGGGAGCCCAGCCCGCGUUUAUGAUCGUCCUGACUUGGAUGUCAAACACCUUUCCAAGACCACUGGGGAAACGAGCGGCCGUGACUGCGAUCGUCAACAUGAUUGGAAACACGUCGAACAUCUACGGGGCCUACUUGUACCCGUCCAGUGCCGCGCCGCAGUAUGUAUCUGCCGGAGCGACCAUUGCUGCCGUAGGGGUUUUGUGCAUUUCUCUUGCGGUGGUGAUGCGGUUUAUCCUCAUACAGGAGAAUAAGAAGCUGGAUGAGAUAGAGCGAGAGGGCAUCUCUGCUGCGCCUGGGUUGACUGUGAAGGACCGAGAGAGGAAAGACCUGGCACGGACAGGGUUCCGGUAUAUAUAUUGA